GUUACGUGAUAUUAAUCUCAAUAAAAUAUCUGCAUUCCAGGUCAAUGAUGACAUGAAUAAAACACCUAUCAGUCUACUAAUUCCCAAAAGGAAUGAGCAAUCUACUUAGCUUCUCAGGUUUUGAUUCCAGCAGUGUUUUAGAAGGAAGUCAGAAUAAUGAUAUAGGAGGUCUCAUAGUAAAGCCUAAAAGUGAACAUGUAUUUAAAGUUCCUCAAAAGUCCCUGUUAGGACUGGAUAAACUUGCUAAGCAACAACAAAAGAGUGAUGAUAUUAAAAGAAAAUAUCGUAAUGUCACAGACGAUUCUCCCUCUCAUCCUGGAGGUGUCAGCAAAUCUGCUUUGGAUCGUAUGAAGAAAACCAGAGAUAGAGAUAGAGAUAAAGGUAUAUCUAAUUCGACUAUCAAGGAUGUAGACAGUCACAGAAAUAAAAAACAUAAGCAUAGAGACAGAGAUAGAGAUAGAGAUAGAAUUAGCGAUAAAGACAGAAGUAGUGAUAAAGACAGAAGACCUAAGUCAUCACCAAGGUCAUCACCACGGUCAUCACCUCGUUCUGAGAGAGACAGAAGUUCAUCUGACAAAGAUAGUGGAUAUUCUUCUAAAUACUCAGGAGGAAGCAAAUCAGAUCGGUCAAAUUCAUCAUCACGGAGAAACAGGGCACAAUAUGAUGACACACCAACAAGGUCUGAUGGUUCUAUUCAUACUCCCGGUCGCUCUAAAUGGGAAGCUGACUCUGAACUAGGUACACCUAAUUUAGACAAAUGGGAUAUGACUGAAUCAUCAAGAAGUUCAAAGGCAAAUCGCUGGUGGGAAAGGUCCCCUAUGCCAACACCUUCUUUCAAAGAUAAUGCAUGGGCUUCUAAAAGAAGUAGAAAGGAUAACACUUCAAAUUCAGUAAGAAGUGCUGUAAAUUUUACUGAUGGUAAGCAGUAUGAAGACGAGCAAAAGAGAUUGGACAGAGCUUGGUAUGGUAUGGAUGAAGGGUACGAUGACAAUCUGAAUCCAUUCGCUGGUGUUAGUCAGGAAUACGAAGAAAAGAAGACACAAGAAGCCACCAAAACCUUCCAGAGAAAGGUUUCAGCUUGGAGACAGCAGAAAAAUGCAGAUUUGGAAAAAUGGGAGCAAAACAGGAUGCUCACUUCUGGUGUUGUUACUAAGGUUGAUCAUAAUGACGAUUUUGAAGAGGAUGGUGCAGCUAAGAUUCAUCUACUUGUCCAUAAUAUCAUGGCUCCAUUUCUUGAUGGAAGAAUAAUGUACACCAAGCAGCCUGAACCUGUUGUCCCAGUAAAGGAUCCCACCUCUGAUAUAGCAGUUCUGUCUCGCAAGGGAAGUCAAUUGGUCAAAGAUUACAGAGAGCAGAAGGAGAGAAUUAAAGCCCAGAAAAAAGAAUGGGAACUAGCUGGCACUAAAAUUGGUGACAUACUUGGUAUCAAACAAAAGGAAGAGGAUGAACCUGUUAAAGAAGAGGAAGAUUCCCACAAAAAGAAUCAGCAGUUUUCAGAUCAUAUGGCAGAAAAGUCAGAGGCAGUUAGUUCAUUUGCAACCACAAAAACCAUAAAACAACAAAGACACUACCUUCCUAUUUAUGCUUGUAGAGAUGAACUAUUAGGUAUUCUCAGAGAGAAUAGUGUUAUGAUCAUAGUUGGAGAAACAGGGUCUGGUAAAACCACCCAGCUAACCCAAUACCUAUUAGAGGACGGUUACGGGGACUAUGGAAUGAUAGGCUGCACCCAGCCUAGAAGAGUAGCUGCCAUGUCUGUUGCUAAGAGGGUGUCUGAAGAGAGAGGAUGUAAACUUGGUGAGGAGGUGGGCUAUGCUAUCAGGUUUGAAGACUGUACCUCAAAGAAUACUAUUAUCAAGUAUAUGACGGAUGGUAUUCUUCUCAGAGAGUCCCUGAGGGAAUCAGAUUUAGAUGGCUACAGUGUCAUUGUGAUGGAUGAAGCUCACGAAAGGUCACUAAAUACUGAUGUGCUGUUUGGCUUGCUUCGUGAUGUGGUAGCUAGAAGAACUGAUUUAAAGCUUAUUGUCACUUCUGCAACAAUGAACGCUGAGAAGUUUUCGAUGUUCUUUGGAAAUGUUCCUAUUUAUAAGAUUGCUGGAAGGACUUUCCCUGUUGAUGUUCUGUUUUCUAAAAAUCCAUGUGAGGACUAUGUGGAAGCAUCAGUGAAGCAGGCAGUCCAAAUCCAUCUUCAGCCUACUCCUGGUGAUAUUUUGAUAUUCAUGCCUGGGCAAGAAGAGAUAGAGGUGACAUGUGGAGCAAUAGGUGACAGACUAGAAGAAGUUGAAGGUUCUCCUCCGCUUGCAAUCCUACCAAUCUACUCACAGCUUCCUUCUGACCUUCAGGCUAAAAUAUUUCAAAAGGCUCCGGAUGGGGUUAGAAAGGUUAUUGUAGCCACUAAUAUAGCAGAAACGAGUUUAACAGUGGACGGAAUUAUAUUCGUCAUUGACGGUGGAUACUGCAAACUGAAAGUGUUCAACCCCAGAAUCGGUAUGGAUGCAUUGCAGGUGUACCCCAUCUCGCAGGCUAAUGCUAAUCAGAGAAGUGGCCGAGCUGGCAGAACAGGUCCCGGACAGGCUUGGAGAAUGUACACUGAGAACUGUUACCGAUCUGAGUUACUAGCCACAACAGUACCAGAGAUCCAGCGUACGAACCUAGCAACAGUUGUGCUCCUCCUCAAGUCUCUGGGCGUGUCGGACCUCCUCUCCUUCCACUUCAUGGACCCGCCCCCACAAGACAACAUCCUGACCAGUAUGUACCAGUUGUGGGUGCUGGGAGCCUUUGAUAAUGUGGGUAACCUCUCAGUGCUGGGCAGGCAGAUGGUAGAGUUUCCUAUGGACCCGGCUAUGAGCAAGCUUGUGUUAGUGUCUUGUCAGAUGGGAUGUAGUGAAGAGGUGCUGGUAAUAGUUAGCAUGUUGUCAGUCCCCGCUAUAUUCUACAGACCCAAAGGGCGGGAAGAAGAGAGCGACGCAGCUAGGGAGAAGUUUCAGGUUCCAGAGAGUGAUCACUUGUCUUUACUGCACGUGUACCAGCAGUGGAGGAAUAAGGGUUACUCUUCAACUUGGUGUAAUACUUACUUUAUUCAUUACAAGGCCAUGAAGAAAGUACGGGAGGUUCACAGUCAGCUGCUUGAGAUUAUGGAGAAACAGAGGCUGGAGCUGGUAUCGUGUGGUAACAAGUGGGACCUGGUCAGGAAGUGCAUCUGUAGCGCUUACUUCCACCAAGCUGCCAGACUCAAAGGUAUCGGAGAAUAUGUAAACGCCCGAACUGGAAUGCCAUGUCAUCUCCACCCCACCUCCGCUCUCUACGGUAUGGGCUACAGCUCUGACUAUGUUGUGUAUCACGAGCUUAUCAUGACUUCUAAGGAGUUCAUGCAGUGUGUUACCAGUGUUGAGGCGGAAUGGCUCGCUGAGCUUGGCCCCAUGUUUUACAGUGUCAAGGAGUCAUUGCACUCAAUAGAAGAGGGUAAAGCUAAGGCAGCAGAGCGCCGCAAGCAGAUGGAACAGGAAUUAGCAGAAGCAGAAGAAGCGCUGGAAGCAGAGCGCGAGCGCCAGUCAGCACCUUCCUCUGCUCGCAGUGCUAUUGCAACUCCUGGACAUAACCAGACUCCUACGAGAACACCCCGUCGAAUGGGUUUUUAAACAUGGGACAAUUUCAGAUGUGAGAUUAUCAGAGUGCCUGAACUUGAAUAUGUUUAUUUGUGCUGGGAAACGUAAGCUUUAUGCUGUUAUCGUUGACAAGCAGAUAUCUUUUAACCUCUGUGAAUAGUUGGAGAAUAAAAAACACCCAUUGACCAGUAUCAGUACCCAGCCUUAGAAGAUGACUGGGUUUUUAUUUAUCGAAAAUUGAACUGCUUGAACAUUUAUAUUCUAUUUGUUUAAUAUUGUUUUUCAUUUUAUAACUUUUAAAACCAAAAGUGUGUCCGAUCUUUAUCGAAAUUCUUGAUUAUAAUCUAGAGGAUAAGAUUGUCAAACCAAAACUCUGACUCGAAUUAAAUCUUCCAAUUUAACAAU
Messenger RNA from Bolinopsis microptera, 4007 nucleotides. Its product is annotated as pre-mRNA-splicing factor ATP-dependent RNA helicase PRP16-like. NCBI's taxonomy places the organism in Eukaryota, Metazoa, Ctenophora, Tentaculata, Lobata, Bolinopsidae. The record is from RefSeq and is a predicted model, not a curated record. Gene Ontology annotation, cellular component: intracellular anatomical structure; spliceosomal complex. The coding region runs from base 93 to 3635 and encodes 1180 amino acids. The transcript has 9 exons. Gene Ontology annotation, molecular function: ATP binding; RNA binding; 3'-5' RNA helicase activity. Gene Ontology annotation, biological process: mRNA splicing, via spliceosome.